Molecule: messenger RNA, 15133 nt
Organism: Crotalus tigris (Tiger rattlesnake)
Lineage: Eukaryota; Metazoa; Chordata; Lepidosauria; Squamata; Viperidae
Gene: BTBD3
Product: BTB domain containing 3
Exons: 4
Coding region: 7531-9162 (543 amino acids)
Biological process (GO): neurogenesis; dendrite morphogenesis; cerebral cortex development
Cellular component (GO): cytosol
Molecular function (GO): protein binding
Source: RefSeq, a predicted model, not a curated record
UAGUAUGCACUAGCCAUUUCUGUAUCGGCAAAUCAGUCUAAUCGAUAAAACCCAAAAUCAUGAUAUCAUUUUUUUCCACUUCAAGCACAAAGUCCAGAAGCACUUUCCUAGUAGAAACAAAAUUACUUACGUUCUUUUUUUUUUUUAUCAGCGCAGUCAAUUUGGCCAUCUCUGUUAAUUCCAUCAGCUUUUGUAACCAUUCGUCCAUGGUGGGAAUCAAGGCAUCUUUCCACUUUUGUGCAUAGAACAGUCUUGCUGCCGUCGCCAUAUAUAAAAUCAGAGUUCCCAUUUUUCCCCCCAGUUUUCUUUCCAUUAGGCCCAGAAGGAAAGUUUCUGGUUUAAUCUUUAUGUUCAAGAUUGCAAAGAAUAGUUAACAGAAUUUUUAUAAAAUGAUAACUGAAUUAAAUAUAAAAAUAAGAAAACCAAACUAGGAAUAAAAUUGGUCUCACAGUGUAGAUUGCAUUUGAUCACUAUUUCAGGUUCAACAAAUUGGUUUGGAUUAUUUGCUAUCAGUAACCUGUUGAGUAAAUGUGCCUGCCAGUUAUAGAAGGGGUGGAAUUUGCAUUGCAAUGCCUUUUUUGGCAUUUUUGAUGAAAGCAGUUAAUCCCAUAGAUACCCCUGCCUGCUGUUUCCUAGUUUUUACUUGAAUACCAUAAGAAUGUGUAGAUUGACAUUCUACAUUUACUACUACCUACACACUGAUUUGCAUAAAAAUUUGGCAACAAUGUUUAUUUUUAAAACAUUAAACAAAUUUUAAUAAAAAAUAAUGAGAAACCAGCUCUGCUAUCACCUACUAAAAUUAGUCAGUUGAAAUUAGAAUGUGUCAUUGGAAACAUAUCUUCAGUGCUUUAAAAAAAAAACUUGGAGGUGUUGAUCCAGUAAAUUAACAGAGCAGUUGGCAAUCUCAUUCACAUCCCUUUCAAUUAACACCUUUCCCAAACCUGCAGAUAAACAAAACAAUUGGGUUCAUGAUGUACUAUCUUCCAUUUCUAUGCGGCUAUCUUUGUUAUUGUUCAAAUUUCUUUAAUUUUUUUCUAGGACUUGCCACUAUCUUGUCUACAAAUCAAGCAAUACAUUUUUUGCAGCUUGCAAACAGACACAAGCAUGUUGUCCUUUGGGAUUUAUUUGCUGUUCUAAUGCACAGGUGCAGGGCUGCAAAAAGGGAGGGGAUUACUUAUCCUUGAAUUUUAACAUUAGAAUAAUAAGACACAACAACAUACAUAGAGUGCAUGCAUACAGUAGAAUUCAAAAUAGCCCAUGCUAACAAUCUUUGUAUUUUUAGUGCAUGUUAGAGCUCAGAGCACACUGAAUAUCAAGAUAAUAAUAUUCAACAAAAUAUUAAGAAUUAUGAUAAUAAAGGGGCAUCAUAUAUUUUCUGUAUCACCUUCCAAACACACCAAGAAAACCAACAACAAAGAUUUGUCUAAUAAUGAUGCAUUGUAGACAUGUCUACUCAGAAGAAAUUACAUUGAGCUCAGUGAUUUACUUCUAGAUUUAGGAUUGCAUAAAAAUCUACAGCAUGGGUGUCAAACUCGUCAUGUGACGUGUCGUUACGUAUCGUGACUUGUUUUGCAUUGCCGGAGCUGGGGUGGGCGUGGCCUCCGUAUGAUGCAACUGGCCCGUGGGCUGGCAGUUUGACACCCCUGAUCUACAGCAUCAGAAAGUAAAAGAAUUCUACUGUACAAGGCUUUAAUUAAAAUAGCAGUCUUGGGACAAUAUAAAACACUUUUAUGUUUAUGUCUUUGAGUUAGUGUUGACUCCUAGUGACUACCAAGACUGUCUGCAGCUUUUGUGAUAGAUUUCAACAGUGGUUUGUCCUUAUCUUCUUAAUGCUGGAAAGAGUGAUUGGCCCAAAAUUACUCAACUUUGGGCCUUCUCCCAUUUUCUAGCCUGAUGCUUUAAGCACCACACCAAGCUGACUCCCUUAAUUUUACUAUAGGCCCUUAUUUAGUUGAAAACACUAAAUACACUAUAUUUUACAUGUUCCAAAUGCCUCCUGAAAAGUGUUAGCAUUUUUUUGCAUCUAUUGCAAUGCUAAUAAGAAUAUAAGUAUUAAUGCAGGGAAUGAACAGUCCUCUAGUUUAUGCAAUUUAAAAAGUAAUGCUUGUGGAGUUAUAAUAGAUAGCAUUGUACGCUCCCAAAAUGGCUUUGAAAACAACUCUCUCUCCCUUAUAUUCAAAAAUACAGACCCAGAUGGAACCGAGUUCAGAAAAAAAAACCCAAACAGAAUUGAUUGGUAUUUCAGCAGAACUAAUGGAAUAAUGCAAUUUUCCUCCCUCUGCUGGAGCCUGAAGGUAGAACAGUUGCCAUUUAUUUAGACUCCAAAUGACUCUUGUGUGGUUCACAAUUUAAAAUAAUAUAAUGUAUACAAAAAGUAAACAUCCAUAUAGAUAACAUAUUAAACGUAGAAAACAAUUCUAACAAGGGGACCACAUUCAUCCUAUCACACAAACAUCUCUUAUUAGAAGUAUUGGUACUAUUUGCUUAUCCAAAGGAAUUAGAAAUAUGAAAGGCCACAAUAAGAGUAAUAGUUAGAAGCUUUCAGCCAAUGUUUAGUUCUGAAAUCAUAGACCUAACUUUAGCAUGGUAAUACAUGAGAAUAUCCCUUUAGCAAUCUGGUUAGUUGUGUAUCGUACACACCAGCUAAGUAUUGCCUGAAACUUAAAAUUAGCACUGGCAAUUUUGUGAUUAAUUUCUAAACAGUUCUGUAUAAAUGUACAUCUUAAUAAAUAAUACAAUUCCUUUUUCUCAUCCAUAUCUGGAAUCUGUUGUAUUGCAGGAUUCUGUUAGAAAUAACAAUAACAUUUUGAUGUUAUUGAUGAAAAUAAUAAUGGCAGGGGCUAUGUAUAAAAGUGGCCUAUAAAGGCAAAGUAUGGUAGUGUUUUGCAGAUUUUUGAAAGAUUAUCCCACUCAUUGCUCCCACUAGCUUGAGCUAUAUGCAGUUCUUUACUACUACUACCCUCACCAAACCUAAUUAGGCUCACAACAGAAUAAGACUUCCUACGUUUAAUUUCAAUAUUGUGCAUGUAUUACACUUAUUCAGAUGGUCCUCAACUUCUGAUUGUUAAGCAGUCAUUAAGUGAGGCAUCAUGUGACCACACCUGAUUUUACAAUCUUUUUGCCACCAUCGUUAAGUGAAUCACCCACAGUUGUUAAACAAGUUGUUAAACAUUGCAAUCACACGAUGCUGCAAUGGUCAUAAGCUCAAAGGCUUAAGGCACAUCUUAAGUCAGGACUUAAAAGUGAUGUAAGUUGCUUUUUUCAGUGGUGUCAUAAUUUUGAACAUCCACUAAAUAAAUGGCUGUAGGCCAAGGAUUUUAGGUAUCUUUAUUGUCAUAAGGAGCCUUUCAAAUUUAAUUGAUAUUUUGCAUCAGUUAAGAUGUAAAUUAUGUGUAAUUAGUGGCAGUAUUUCUGAAUAGUCUUUUCCUAAAAUAAUAUAUGGAUAUUAUUUUGAAUAUGAUAAAUUCAAUUGAAUUACAGUCUAGUGUAAUGGUUUGUGGUUUGAAAAAUGACUCUUUUCUCUAAUGGUGCUCUCCUAUGUACACCUACUGAGGCGCUAAUUCCAUAGAAUUGGCUAUAUCUUAAAACACCUGAAGUGAAAGAGAUGACUACUGCUGCUUUAAAAUGUCUAUGGACUUUAAUGAAAAUAAUUCUCAAGUUACAUAGACGAAAUCUGGUUGUUCCAAUAUUUGUUUCUGAAAUUAAUAGUUUGUCUUUCCCCUUAAUUGUAUUGUCAGGAAACAAAUUAUGCAUAAAACUAGCACUAUAAGUGUUUCCUGGCAAUUUUGUCAAAUACACAAUGGAAAGAAUAAGUACAUUCUUAUUCUGGUAGAAUCAUGCAGCAUAAUAAUGAGACUUAAAAAUAUUAUUCUAUUCCAGUUGGCGCUGUCUUGUGGAAGAGAAUCAUUGUAAGCUAAUUAGUCUACGAUCAGCUUUAAUUCUGAAAGUUUCAUAUUUGUGUCACUCAAGUUUUCCAAGUGUGACAUGGAUAUUUCUAAAGGAGGCACCCCAGACAAUUAUGUGGACCUGUUCAGAAGAAAGGGAACAGUGUGGGAACUAAUACAAAAAAAUGAUGGAUGAAAAGUCAGGAUACAUAGAGGGAACUAUAACCUAACAUAUAGACUGAGGUUAUUUUAGAUGUCAGAUUGAAAUACAGAAUUAAGAAAAAAGCAUCCAGGCUGAUUGGGAACAUAUAAAGAGUAGAAACACAUCAAAAGAUAUUGAUUAGAGAAAUCAGGAGAAAGUUAUUUUACAAUUAGUAUGCAAAGCCUUUUAGAAAUACAUCAUCUUUUUAACAUAGCCUAAUAUAUGUAAAAUGAAAGUUCUGAAAGUAGUUGAAGUUAAAUGAUUGAAAAAAAAGGGCGAUCAAAAGAGUACACUUGGUGAAUCUUAAAUAUUAUAUUAACGGGAAAACAAAUCUAUUUUAAAAAUAUUCACUCCCUGCUUCCAAAAGAAAAUAAAUUCUGAACAGAAAGAUCAUAAGCCUGUGAUGGCAGAAAUUCAAAAAAAGGAAGGACAGACUUUCAGAUAUGGAAUUGUAGAGUUUUGACAACAUAAGCAAAAAGCACUUUUUUGUUGUGACAUGUGGCAUAAUCAUUUUGAAAUCCUCUUAAUAUUUGGCAGGGUCAUGUAUGAAAAAUAGUACUUCAAGAUCCUUCAUCUUAAGCCAUGUGAAGUUUCAAAGGUCAUAACUAGCACUUUGAAUUGGGCCUGGAAAAAGAUAGGUUACUGAUAUGUUCCUGAAACCCAACACCAAUCAAUAAAAAAACACAUUGAACUGAUUUUUAAAAUGAAUCAAUGUACGUGUACAAUGUUGACAUGUAGCUUGUGCAUGUUCUACCAUAGCAAGAUCUUCCCUCCUUAUAUGUGUAAUGACUGAUGUAUUUUUGAUAUUGGGUGUCAUCUAAAGUGUCAAAGCUGAAUCCAAGUGAAAAAUCCAUGUUCUCAAGGGGAACAUUCUCUUAUUAUUUCUAGAUUGGUUACUCUGCUGACUGGAAGAAUUUCUUAUCUUAGCAGGAUUAAAUUUCAGUUUAGAAGAGAGAGUCUGUUGUGAUUCCAUUCACUAUUUGUAAUCUAUUUAUUAGAUUUUUAUCCCACCUUUAUUACUUUAUAAUAACUCAAGGUGGCCAACAUACCUUUCCUCCUCCUAUUUUACCCACAAUAACAGCCCACAAAAACAAUAUUAUAACCACAACAGAUGUGCAUUUUCUUAAUAUUCCAUCAAUCACUCUAAAAAUGGAUUUAAUUUAAUAAAUUAAUAUUUUAGAUUUAUGGAUUGGAUAGUGAUAUCCAUUGCUAAAAAAUAUGUCCAGUCUAUAUUCUGUUCUAAAUGUGGUACAGGUAGUCUUCAACUUACAAAUAUUCGUUUAGUGACCAUUUGAAGUUGCAGUAGCACUGACAUAUGACCAUUUUUCACACAUUUGACUGUUGCAACAUCGUCAUAUCAGAAUUCAGGCACCUGGCAACCAGCAUGCACAGGUAGUCCUCAACUUACAACAGUUCACUUAGAUGACCGUUUAAAGUUACAACAGCCACAGAUGUUAAGUGAAUCAUUGCAGUUGUUAAGUUAAUAAAACGGUUGUUAAGUGAGUCUGACUUCCCCAUUGACUUUGCUUGUCAGAAGUCGCAAAAGGUCAUCACAUGAUCUGGGAGCACUGCCACCAUCCGAAAUGAGAGUCCGUUGCCAGGCGUCUGAAUUUUGAUCACAUGACCAUGGGGUUGCUGUAAUGCUCGUAAGUGUGAGAAACGGUCAGAAGUCACUUUUUUUUCAGUGCCGUUGUAACCUUGAACGGCCACUAAAUGAACUGUUGUAAGUCAAGGACUACCUAUACAGGUUCACAUUUGAAAUGUAGGGUAUUACAUUUACGUUAAUAAGUACUGUAGCAUUAAGAUGCUAAGAGUAAAACAGCUAGCCUCUACGGAAGCCAAAGUGCUAUUUGUUCAAACGGCAUUUCUUCGCCUAGUUUCCCCCCCCCUCCCCUUUCUGGUUUUCAUUCCAUACAGCGUUAUCUCUUUGUAUGCUUCCUUCAUUCAGUGAUACAUUACAGAGAGAAAUUAAAAUAUGAUGAAGCAUAUGCUGCAAGGAGGAUCCAACUCCUGUGUCUAGGACUCCUCGUUUUGGUUGCAGGAACAGAAUCUGUCCUUAACUUAGCCACAUGGCCUUCUCUUGUCUUAUUGUGUGACAUCCUGUUAUAUGUGGAAGUGCUGUCCUUCUGCCUCUGCUUGAAUAUUCACAGUAGCUCUUUCUGCAGUUCAAAUCUUACAGUGUUAAGCUGCUGUUAUUUGAGGGAAGCAAUAUGAUUAAAAGUGUAGGCCAUCUGUGCAGAUCCUAUAAUUUGUUCAGUGGUUAUAUAAUUUUUUUACUGUUCUCUAUGUUCUGGACCACUUUAGCAAUCAAACUCUACAAUAAAAGUGUAAUUAUAUUAGUUCGAAAAUAUGAUCUGUUUGCAUGCACACAGAAAUAUUUUUCUCUAAACAAUUUAUAUAUAAAUAAUUUGAUUUAUUUGUAUUUGAUCUAUCCUUGUAGAUACUUUUCAAUGAAGCUAUGCAAUUAUAUUUGGCACAGUUUUGCCUAAUUAGCUUGUACUUAGUGAUUUGAGAUGUCUGUCAAAGACUGUUAGCAGAAAACAUAGUGAGUUAAAAACUAAUGUGAUGACCUCAUCUCUGUUCAGUUAGGGUCUGGAAUACAAACUACGUUGAAGAAGGAGCGAUGAAAUUGUAUCAGUCCAUUUUAUGCUGCAAAUUAAUUGGCUUUAACAUGGAUACCAAAUUCAUUUAAUCAUUUUAAUUAUGGGGAGAAAAAUGCAGGAAAGAAAAUCAGUACUGCAUUAUUUGGCUAUUGUGUCUGUUUGAAAAUAUUUUUCUGAUGUUUUUUAACACAGAAUCCUGCUGUUCUCUGAAAUUAUUUUCUUCUCUGCUAACAUGCGUGGCAUUAAGACACAUUCAUUAGUGUAGCACUUACGUAAAAAUGCACAUGCAUUUGCAUGUGCAAUUGCUUCUUACUUUUUAAAGCAAUGUGAAGUGCGAUUGCGAUAGCUGGCUCUUUAAUAUUUGGGCACUGUAUAUCUACAAUAGGUGUCACUGUGCUGCUAGUCCAAUUGUUAUUGGUGACUUCAGCGAUUGGGCUAGGAUGCUGCUUGUCUGGCUCCAUCUGCAGGGCUCUAAUGCCUCCUGUGUGCAGAUCCAUUCAGCACACAAGUUGAGGCAGCUGACGAGCAGGCAGCACGUCUUUGCUCUUCUACUUGCUUUGCCACAGCAGGAGCAGUUUCAGGUGAUUCAGCCUCCAGACCUUUGGGGGGGUGGGAGAAAAAGCUUGCACAAGCAAAUGAAACUGGGAACCACGAUGGGGAGACGUUUAACCAGUCAAGCCCUGGAUCAAACUUAAAAAGCUGAUCUCUUAUUCAGCACACUGGAAAAGGUCACCUUGCCUUGCUGAAAAAAAAGAAGCACAAUCUCUCAGCUUUGCUGCUUUUUAUUCGUACCUUCUGCUUUACCAAGUAAGGCUCUCUGCUUACACAGACAGGGAUACUCAUGGUAGAUGACAAGGGAAAGAACAUGAAAUGUCUCACCUUCUUCUUGAUGCUUCCAGAGACAGUUAAGAACAGGUCGAAGAAAAGCUCGAAGAAGGUAAACAGUAGUAGCAGCAGUGGUAGUGGCAACAGCAGCAGCAGCAGUGGCAACGGUGGCAGCAGCAGCAGCAGCAGCAGCAGCAGCAGCAGCAAAUUACCUCCAGUGUGCUAUGAAAUCAUUACCUUGAAGACUAAAAAGAAGAAAAAGAUGGCUGCUGAUAUUUUCCCCCGAAAGAAACCAGCUAACAGUAACACAACUGCUAUCCAGCAGUAUCACCAGCAAAAUAUCAAUAACAACAAUAUUAUCCCAGCUCCCAACUGGCAAGGACUUUAUCCCACCAUCCGAGAAAGAAAUGCAGUGAUGUUCAACAACGACUUGAUGGCAGAUGUUCAUUUUGUGGUUGGGCCACCAGGUGGGACCCAGCGAUUACCAGGACACAAAUAUGUCUUAGCUGUGGGGAGCUCUGUGUUCCACGCAAUGUUUUAUGGGGAGCUUGCUGAGGAUAAAGAUGAAAUCCGUAUCCCAGAUGUGGAGCCUCCCGCUUUCCUCGCGAUGCUAAAAUACAUUUAUUGUGAUGAAAUUGACCUGGCUGCUGAUACGGUUCUGGCAACUCUUUAUGCCGCCAAGAAGUACAUUGUUCCUCAUCUCGCCCGGGCCUGUGUGAAUUUCCUAGAGACCAGCUUAAGCGCAAAAAACGCUUGUGUGCUGCUUUCCCAGAGCUGCUUAUUUGAAGAACCGGACUUGACUGAGCGUUGCUGGGAGGUGAUUGAUGCGCAGGCCGAACUGGCUCUGAAAUCGGAAGGCUUCUGUGACAUUGAUUUCCAAACCCUUGAAAGCAUUCUCCAAAGGGAGACCCUGAACGCCAAAGAGAUUGUGGUUUUUGAAGCUGCCCUCAAUUGGGCCGAAAUGGAGUGUCAACGGCAAGAGUUGCCUCCUAGCAUUGAAAAUAAGCGCAAAGUGCUUGGGAAGGCGCUCUAUCUCAUUCGUAUUCCGACCAUGGCCCUGGAUGACUUCGCCAACGGGGCUGCUCAGUCCGGCCUUCUGACCCUCAGUGAAACAAACGAUAUCUUCCUUUGGUACACAGCUGCCAAAAAACCAGAGCUGCAGUUUGUGAGCAAUGUCCGCAAAGGCCUGGUCCCACAGCGCUGUCAUCGCUUCCAGUCUUGUGCCUAUCGCAGCAACCAGUGGCGCUACAGGGGCCGAUGCGACAGCAUCCAGUUUGCUGUUGACAAGAGAGUUUUCAUUGCUGGGUUUGGACUCUACGGCUCCAGCUGCGGAUCAGCAGAAUACAGCGCUAAGAUUGAACUCAAGCGGCAAGGUGUUAUUCUUGGACAAAACUUAAGCAAGUAUUUCUCAGAUGGAUCUAGCAAUACUUUCCCCGUGUGGUUUGAGUAUCCAGUGCAAAUCGAACCAGAUACCUUUUAUACAGCUAGUGUGAUUUUGGAUGGUAAUGAACUCAGCUAUUUUGGACAAGAAGGAAUGACAGAAGUCCAAUGUGGCAAAGUAACGGUGCAGUUCCAGUGUUCUUCAGACAGCACCAAUGGCACUGGGGUUCAGGGAGGGCAAAUUCCAGAACUUAUUUUUUAUGCUUGAAGGAAAAGGUGGGUUCGCAGGACACUGUGUGAUUCUAUGAUGUAUCGUGUCUGGUUCAGGCCAAUUUCAUGCUUAGCUUGUUGUCUGCAGAUAUAUGGUCAGUUCAAGUAGGACACUCCUAAAUGCAGUGAACAGUUUUAACUCUUGCUGUACUUUUUAUUGUCUACAUGUAUUUCUUUUGCUACAUGCUCCCAAGAUCAAACUAGCAAAUUAAGUGUUAAAGAUGUUCAGCUUUAGCACAGAUGGAAUGCCUUAUUAGUGAAGAAAGAUGUCAUUUUUUUUCCAUGCAGUGUGUGUCAAGAGGCUUACUUGUCUGGUCUCUACUUUGCUGCUAUUUCCUGUCAUUUUGAUUUAUGAUUUAUUUAUUUUUGCUCCUCCAUGCUGUAGGCUUCUUGAACACCUCAGAAUUAAAUGUGUCUUUAGUCUUUUGCCCUUAGGAUGUGGCUCAAACUUAGAUUUGAGACUGGUUUGGGCUGAGGUUUUGUUGAGGGAACAUAGGAGAUCUUCAAAUGUCAACCAUUUGAAGACCGUAGCAACUGAUUGGAAAAUAUAUGAAGUUUGGUUUGCAAUGAGUUGCUUUGGAAAUUUUGGAUUUAUUUUAUGUUGUGACCGACAACAACAUAAACUCAAGGUCUUUGGGGACAGUUGCUUUUUAAUUAACUGUAACAUUUUUUAGAAAGCUCUUUUUCAAGCAAGCGGUUGAUAUUUAAAUUACAAUUUUUGCUUGCCCAGGAUUACUUUUGGGAAGCCUUCCCUAGCUGGUAGCUCUCCAGACGUAUUGGUGCAGUGCCUCAUAUCCUCAUAGUGCACGCAGGGUGGGAAGGAUGGCAGCUAAAGCCUUUCAUACAAGGAGAGGCUACUCUGAAGUAUUACAUUUACACUGUUACAAAAUCUCUCUGAUAGUUACUUUUCUUUUCACCGGAUUAAAUACAUUUCAUUUAAUCAAGUCUAACAGCCAUUAUUCUGGUUGCCUUUCAUGCAUCUUGUGUUUUUGUUUUUUUUCCAGUGUCAGAAAAUGUGUAGCAAAAAGUAAAUGAUGAGUUUUUGUGACUUUUAUUUGCCCAAAUAUCAUUUUAAACAUACGUGUUUUUUUCUCCAAGUAUUAAAAAUACAGACAUUUGGAGCAUUUUAAUUGUUAGCAAUUGCCAUGGAAUGUAUUUGUUCAGUGUUCCAUACAGUGACAUUUUUUCCAUAGAACUCAAAGCUAAAUAUUUUAAUGCUUCACAUAUUAAAUUAACUAGUGGGACAUUUAAAUAAUAGAAACAAGUAGGUUUGAAAGCUUUGUUUUUGAACAAGCAAGUAGACUGGACAUUAUACAACUUGACUAUAACUAUUCAUCCAAUUAUAAAUUUUGAAACAUGUCUCAAAUUUCUAGAUGUUAAUUUUUUUCUCAUCUGAUUCCCUCCACAUGCUAUAGUUUUCAUUAUCUCCAGCCGGUGUAACAAAGGGAUUCCUUGUAUUUGUAAUUUAACACAGGUUGCAGCAGAAUUAUUGAGGGGAUUUGAAAUUCACCAGGCUCAUACAAAGUAUUUGUUUAACUUAUCAGACACUAUGACUUCAACAAACUAUAAUUUAUUUAUUUUUUAACUUACUUUGUUAAGUGUAAAUGCCAUCAUUAAGACUGCUUGUGAAUCUGCUUGUAGUUCUCUCUUUGACUACAGAAGUAUACUUUUUAGCACAAGUGUAAAUUACUGCUUUGUUUUGUGCAACACACAAUAACAUUAUCAAAUUUGGGCUGCAAAAUGCCAUGCGGCAGCAAACAAAAAAUACCAACUGGGAUUUUUGCAACCCGGAACUGGGAACCCUGCAGAAUCUGGGAUAUUUGUGAUUUAAAUGUUUCUUAUUUAACUUUUGGAGAUUUUUCAAUGUCAGUCAACCUUUCUUUUUCCAGAUUUUUUUAAAUUGGUUGGACUGUCUGCAUUUCUAACAGGAAAAUGUUCAGGUUGCUAGGUAGCUUUUAAAAAAGAGUAUAGGUCAAUACCAUGUUUGUGAAAUAAAAGGCACUGCCUCAAAAAAGCAACCCCUAUGCAUUUCAGUCUAAAAAAUAAUUUAAGUAUUAGUCUGAAAUAGAUUUUCCCAGUUUUCUGUUUGCAAAACGUUUUUUUUAAUGAAGCAAAUAUAAGUGCAUCCCACUACAGUGUACUUCAGUGUACAUUUUAUUGCCCUAGCUAUUAGAAUAGUGGCUUUAUAAUUUCUACCUGAGGCAUCUAGAGAAUCUGAAGUUUUCAGUAAAAUAACAAAAACACUGUCACAUUGCAAGCUCUACUUUGUAUAGUAACAACGUGUGGGGCUUCCAUCAUGAUGAUUCAACACUGCUUUCGCCCUCCAGACCACCAAAUAUCCUUGUGGAUGCUUCCAAUCUCCAAUCUAUAUCAGCUUUUCCCAAUUUGUGGUUUCUUGUUGAAUUCAAACUACAAUCUCCAAAAUUCUCAGACAGCAUAACCAUUGCAGAAUGCCUCUGUAAAUAUUUUUGGGACUUGAAAUCCUGAUUUCUGGUUUCAUUAAAUAUCUGUGGUGCCCCAAAUAAUAUUUGAACAUGAGAAAAUUUAACAGUAACAGCUGUCUCAGCAGUGCAGCAUAUAAAAAACAUACUCACAAAACAGAAGCUGUCUUUAAGAGCACAUGCUACUUCUGUAUCUUUUACAGUAUACUUUUAUCAUCACAAGUAAUAUUAUUUAAAAAACAUUUAUUUACAUUUCUCAGAGGUAUGGAGUAGCGUUUCAAAGAAAUGCAAAUGAUUACAUUCUCACAACUUUUAAGUAUUCAAAUACUGGAUUUAGACUAACAGUGCAGAGGUCAAAGGUCUUUUCAGUCAUAGGAUUUGCUCCGUAUUCCUGAUGUCUUGUGGAAAAAGCUAGUCUCAGUCUAACUUUCAUCAUAACAUCAACGUGAUAGUUGGGUAGACCAUACAUAUUGCCUGAGGUUCUUGCAGGAAGUGCUAGAUAAAAGCAUCUGCAUAAUUUGUUUGGGAGGAAAUACUCCUCUCUUAGGUAAUUUUUUUUCUUAACCCAAUUAAUUUUACAUGUUUGAGAUAUGCCAAAUAAAAACAUGUGAAUGGCGUGAUUUAAGGAAGACCUUAAGGUGAAAUAAAUCCAGUUUCCAGAGUUAGGUCACAUCAGUUGCCCUGUGCCCUUUCGGCCUCUAGAUGGCACAUGUACACUGCUACUUUUAGCUUUACCCCACUGAAGCACAUGGUGUAUGAAAGGUCUCAGUUUUAUUCCAAAAAAUAUGUGGUAUUUAUGGGAAAUAUUUGUGGAUAAUGAACAAUGAAACUGGAAUUAGUAUAAUUGUGAUCAUUCCUGAAGACAGAAAUGAAUUGUCUUUGAUACUAGGUUGCUUAGCUACCUUUUUUUAGAGGGCUACAGAAACAUGUAUUGAUUUUUCCCUUCUUUGCUUUUUCCCAUAAUUGGUUACAAGUUGGCUGUUUGCCAGAAUAAAUAUGGGCAAAUUUUUAACAUACCUCUAUAAAUAGUUCUCAUAUACUAGUGCAAUCCUAAAUUAUCUUCAAGUUCUUCACUGCAUUUCAGUGUAUUGUUUCCUCUUUUCCACAAACGCAAUGCCAAUGAAAUCAGCACGUAUCACCAUAUGUCAAAAAUGGUAGCCACGGGCAUGUCUUACUUUGCGGUAAAAUCAAAUAAUUACUCCUGAGAAAUAGAUGGAGCAGUAGGCAGAUCUCCAAGUAAGAUAGUUAAGUUGUAGUAGCCCAAAUGGGGAAAAAAUGAGAACUAAAAACAUUAAUUAAUUUCACAAGAAAAUCAUUGAACAAGAUGAGAAAUCUCUGCAGUAGUGUAUGAUCACAUCUAUACCACUGAAUAUUUGCAUUUUUUUUUCAUGUUCAUUGCCCCUGUGUGCGAUCCUACAUAGGUUUGUUCAAGCAUCAAUUCUGCUGGCUUCUCUAGGAAUAAUUCCUUGGUAAGUGUGAUGAGCUGCAGCCUUAAGCAGUCAACUAUAUAGUGUGUAUUAUGUGAGUUUUUGCAGUUUUAAUGCCUUUCAGUUGAAUCUGGAACGACUCCUAAUGUUAGUUCAUUGUUUUCACAUACAUAACCUGCCUUUCUAAAUUCUAAAAGAGCAUAUAUUAAAUAUUAGAAAAUAUUGAGAAAAUCAGAGAGAACUAAAGAAUUAAAAGAUGGUAGCUGCAGUUAAAGACAGCUUUAAAGAGGUAUUUUGUAAAAACUUGGAAUAAAAAUUGACUUCACUACUAGUCUAAUAGCAAGGCAUAAUAGGGGCAAGCAGAUCUCCUUUGGGAGGCUGUUAAGAUAAAUGACUACUUGAAAUAUCUGUCAAAUCAGAAUGAAAAGUCUGAGUACUAAUAUAUUGAUCAGGAAAAAGCUACCUGGAAUGAGUUUUGUGUGUGUGUGUGUGCGUGCGUGUGCGUGUGUGUGUAUUGGCUCUCGGAACACAUUAAAAAAAAAGAUGGAAGCCAACAUUUUCUUUGCAUGUUACGAAUGAAGAAACUUUCAAAUUUUGUUCUAUAGAUAUACAGUGAAAUUUAUAAUUCAUAAGAUGAUUCAAUUAUAUAAAUAGCAAUGGUAUUAGGAAGGUGAUAUAUGAGUUUUAGGACUGUAUUUAUCUAGCCUUUGGUCUCUCUUUCUCCCAAGGGAGCAACUUGGAAAGAGCUUUGAAUACUUACAUUUUCCUUGCCAAAUAGAAUAAAACAAAUGUAGUUACCUGUACUUCACUCAAUUUAGUAUUCUGAAUGCAGAAUACGUUUCUGAACUGGAAGGUUUUUUUUUUUUUAAAUUGAACUGGAUGGUCCUUAAUAUGCUUCAAUGUUUUGCUGGCAGCAGUGGAUCAGGCAUAUUAACUUUGACCCUAUACUCUGUUAAUAUCCAAGCUAAAUUGGAUUCAGUAAACUCAAAUUAUGUUACCUUACGUAGAUUGUGGACAGAAUGAGAAGAUUUGCAGCAAACUGUACUGCAGAAAUAACUUGGCAGAUUUACAGAAUUGUCCCCAAGCUUUGCCCCUUAAUAAAAAGUUUGUAUCCUAAAUUGUUGGGGUAAUAUAUUUAUAAUACAGGUAGUCUUCGACUUACAAUCAGGGCUGGAACUUCUGUCCUUAAGCAAUAUGGUUGUUAAAGUAAUGCCAAUUUUAUGAUUAUUAUUUUUUUUGCCAUGUUUGUUAAGCAAAUUACGAUUAUUAAGUGCAUCACGGAGCCGUUAAGCAAAUUUGGCUUCCCACAUUGACUUUGCUUGUGGUAAGGCCACAAAUGGGAAUCACAUGACCCUGGGACAAUGCAUUUUUAAAUGCAUGCUGGUUGCCAAGUGCCUGAAUUAUGGUCAUCUGACGCAAAUGGGAAUCACAUGACCCUGGGACAAUGCAUUUUUAAAUGCAUGCUGGUUGCCAAGUGCCUGAAUUAUGGUCAUCUGACGACGGGUGCAAUGGUUCAGAAGUACUGGGACCGAUUAUAAGUCACUUUUUUCAGUGCUGUCGUAACUUUAAAUAAUCAUUAAACAAAUGGUUGUAAGUCAUGGACUACCUGUAUAUUGGUUUAGUCUUCUGGAGCCAUCCAAUGUAUCUAUAAAGAGCCAGAGAUCAAAAGAAAAUAUAUUACAGACAAUAUUGAAAUUAUUCUGAAUAUCAUCUUGCAAGCUGAACUGAAAGGGGAAAGAAAGUUAUUACUGGAUUUCUAGUGUAAUAUAUUUUGAGGUGAUCUGCAUAUUAUUUAAACAAAUGCAUUCUAAUUUCUACAGUAACUUUGCACUGGUAGUUUUUUUUUUUUUUUCUAAAAAUGAAAAAUUUAAACUCCGUUAUUUCAGACACAAUUGAAUCUAGCUGUGUUUGGAACAGUGCUUGACUAUAGCAACUGAUGGCAUUAUUUAUGAAGGACAUUUAUAAAUUCCAAGUACCUCAAAUCGAAUGUUAGCGUACUGUAUCUUUAAUGUAACAGUGCAGAGUUUUACCGUAGUAGACACAUGAAUGUGUAUAAUCAUAUUUGAGAAAAAAAUAAAAAGGAAACUGGUUCUUAACAUUG